AUGGAGGCCACGGAAACUGCCGUUGAUGAUCUAGAUCAAAUCCUGGAACGGAUCUUUCACCACAAUCUAACUUUGGGAGAGACUCUUCUCAAAAGUCACUGUCAAGACAGUGAGAAGAUAGCAGCAUAUAUUCCAAAACUGACUUCUCUUCUUCUGGACCUCGUCAAAGCCCUCAGCCAACAACUGGAGCACACAACUAACAUUGUUCAAAAUACCUACCAGCUACUGAAUAUGCUCUGCGAUAAAGAUUGGCCACAGGUUUCAAGGCAAGAGGGGAGCAGCCUUGCAGAUUGGCUUCUGGAAUUAAGCAAGCACAUCCUACAUGCUGUCAGACACUUUGGAGGGUCCCAAAACGAGCUGCUUGAACUGAGCCGUAGAAAUACGAAUCAAGGUCAGCAUGCUCCCUGUGUACCUGGGAUGUGUGAGUGUGAUGCUGAUAGAGGGGAAGUAAAUGGCAUGCAGGUACCAGCAUGUGUAAGUCAGCCAUUCCAUGAACCUUCCCCCAGGCGUGAGGAGGGGAACAGAAGCCAGCUAACAGGAAACCAUGUGGAGGAAACUAAAAUGGUUGUCACCUUAAAUGAAGAAAUAAGUGGCAAAGGACAGGAGUUUCCGAUGUUUGUGAAGAAUGGAUCUCAAAGUAUACCAGAGAAAUCAAUUACAAUACCAAGUCAGAACAAUGGCAAAGAUUCAGUGAAAUCUUCAGCUGAUAAUAUUUCAGAAAACAUUUAUUUGGACGACAUUCCAGGAGGCCAGGAGGAAAAUGCAGUUGGGUCCGGAGUGGUGGAGAAUAGCAGGAUAAACCACCUGCAGAUGCAUCCCAAUCAAGAAAAGCAGGCAGAGAUAAAGGAAGCCCUGAAGCCAGAAGAAAAUGGGAAUCGCAGGCUGAUAGCAAAGCCAGGGAGGAGGCACAAAGAUUUCAAUCAGCAGGAGAGAAAUGAAGGAAGUGCCCAAAGCAACCCAGAAAACUCUACAAGGUCAGAAGACUUACCUAAAAACAGUUCCAUCGACCUGUCCGCUGGUAAGCUGGAGGAAGAGGACAAUGGAGAGGGCUGGAUCAACAAAGAAUUUCUUAUGGAAGCAAAUGGUCCGAGUGAACCUGAAGUGGCCUGUUCCAUUACAGCCUCUUGCAGCAUUCUAGGCAAUCUAGUCAUCAAGGUUGUCAAUGAUUUAAGUUCACUGGUGGUGGACGAUUCAGAAGAGCUGGUCAGCAACGUCGUCAGUGUUGAGUGCUUGCAGCAUGGCUCACCGAUGGUUUCUCCAAUCACCCUUGCGAUCCCAUUUACUUCACGCUACAGAGGAAUGUACAAAGACAUCAUGGUGAAGGUGAUGGAUGCGGAGUUCCGGUCACGUUAUUUAACUCCCGUCUCUUUGGAAGGGCACUAUGGAAACCACAAGGGGACUUUUGCUGAGGUAAAAACCUGUCAGCUUGGCAUUUUUUCUGUGGUUUCAUGCUUAAAGACGGAAACAUUCACCAUUCCAAGGAAAGGUCUCUCACGAAAACUAAAUAUGGAUCCCAGAAUUUCCUUUUGCUACCCACCAUCAACUUUCAAUUCCCGAGUAAAAAUGCACCUAAAGGUGCAACCCAUUGAGCCAUCAACCAUUUCCAUAUUAAAAACCAAGCACGAUACGUAUCAUUCGGUAGUGUCUACAAGCCCCCUGGUGCAUCUGCAACAUCCCUCAUCUCAGCCAUUCAACAAAUCCAUCACAGUUAUUCUGCCUUGUCCUCCAAAACAAGAGAAGAAGAGAGAGGGCGAUGAGACAGACUGUGGGAGAACGACGAGUGCUUCUAUACAGAGGGUUUCAACUGCGCAUCACUUUCGAGCAAUAAGUGCCCCCUCAAGAAAACAUGGAGAGAAUCUCAAUGAAUCUUUGAAAUUAUUGGGAUACAGAGACGAGGAAUGGGCACUGCUGGAUGACAUCACGGUGAGAAAUGCGCGGAAUGGACUUGUGUCAUUUGAACUGGAUGAGCCCUUAGACAGCUUUAUUAUUAUUCGCCUGUCCUCUGCCAUGGACAACAUGCAUCUGGUUCGGUUUAUUCGGAAUCUAGAGCAAGCCAUCCACAACACCAUGGUGAAAGUGGUAUUGUAUCGGGGAAAAGAGGACCCAUACAAGAUAGUUGUCUUACUGGUUCCAUCAAAGGAACUGAACGUGGAACUGCAGAGUCUGCGUGAAGAGGGAUAUUCCGGGCCUCCAGAUCCCUCUCAGCAGUUCUUCAUGAGAGAAGGAGAGAAGGUUUAUUUUAAAUUUAGUGGAAAUAUUUGUGCUUCAGAUGAUGGGAUGGCCUUUGGGGGAACCUACAAGCUUACUUUCCAUGCACAAAGGAAGCCACGGCUUGCCCUCCACAUCAAGGAAGUGGAUGAAUUUGGCAACUACAGUUCACCCCAUUACAAAGGAACGGCCUUGUUUUACAAAGUGAGCAAAGGAGACAUUGCCAAGAGCUUGGAACAACCUCUUCUGCUAGAAGACUACCAGCAUCAGGCCCCCCUCUGCAAAUUGGCUCUAACCUUGCCAAAGAAUGAAAAGCUGAUCAGCCGCCCACAAAGCACGAAAAGAAUCUCAACUGACUCAUCAGAGGCAAUGUGGGACAACUUACUGUACUGGCUGUCACAAGAGCUGUCGGAAGAGAACGCUUCACGCCUCGCUCUCUCCCUCCCUCUCCACCGAAGCACGCUUCAGCUUAUUAAGCUGAAGUGCCCUGAUAACCUCACUGAGCAGAUCUACGAGCUCCUGUGCUUCUGGAAAAGGAAUCUUCCCAGAUCGGCCGACAAGCUCCGUCUCCUCUCCCGCUAUCUCGGCAAGAGCGGCAGAAGUGAUCUCGUGGAAGAUCUCCGCUUCAAGUGGGAGAACAAAAUGCUGGCGAGGAAAACGCAUGGCUAG
Elgaria multicarinata webbii is the source of this 2877-nucleotide messenger RNA. RefSeq names its product death domain containing 1 (gene DTHD1). Gene Ontology annotation, biological process: signal transduction. The record is from RefSeq and is a predicted model, not a curated record. The transcript has 10 exons. Bases 1 to 2877 code for a protein of 958 amino acids. NCBI's taxonomy places the organism in Eukaryota, Metazoa, Chordata, Lepidosauria, Squamata, Anguidae. Gene Ontology annotation, molecular function: protein binding.